CCAGCGGUUCGAAGAGGAAGCAUGAUCAGCGCCGCCGGCCGAUUCUUCCGCUACUACAUGGAUCGCGAGCCCGUGGUCGUCGCGUCGUUCGCCCUUGGCACGCUCGGCCUCUCGAUGCCCCUUAUCGUCGUGCCCCUGCGCCGCAGCCUCGGCUACCCCACGGACCAGUACGACGGCCCGAUCAUCCCCGAAUCGUUCAAGCCCAAGCAGCAAUAAGGUGGGGCGCGUAGACGACAAUGGAUUGGCAUCGUUGGCCAUCGUAGAGCGCUAACGAGGUACAAACAUACAUAUAUGUGGAAUCCACGAUCUUUGCCUCUA
Saprolegnia diclina VS20 is the source of this 318-nucleotide messenger RNA. RefSeq lists its product as hypothetical. Bases 22 to 216 code for a protein of 64 amino acids. The record is from RefSeq and is a predicted model, not a curated record. NCBI's taxonomy places the organism in Eukaryota, Oomycota, Saprolegniomycetes, Saprolegniales, Saprolegniaceae. The transcript has a single exon.